AUGCCUACUUCGCUCCUAGCUCAACAAAGAGACGAACGACCAUACAGCUAUUCUGCUCUUUCCAAAGUGAGAAUCCCCGUGCUCCCAGAUGACACCAAAUUGACACUGGACCAAGUCAAAUGCAUCCUGCUUGAUGUCCUCAUCGACAAUCAUGCGGACGUUUUCAGAGCGGCCUCUGUGCUGACGGUGCCGUUGUUCGGCGAUGAGUUCAGCAAAAUCGAGCCAUUUGAGUACGUUGUCACAGAGCCACCAGAAUUGCAGAAGGCUGGAACCAGACUCAUGGAAGGACUAGAAUGCAAUGAGUGCAUUGCGUUGAAUGACUUGUACUCUGAGUGGGGUGAUGAACAAGUGCAAGCUCAGGUCAUUGCAAAUACAGUUUUUUUGGCUGCACUCACGAGCCCAUAUAUAGUAAUCGCGCCUUCAUCGAAAUUUACAUCCUGGACUAACCAGAAAUGGCCAAUGUCAGACAUCGCCAAGUGCAAAGCCAUUAGGCCUGUUGACGGGGAAUUGCUGAAGUUGAUGUGGGUGAAGAUAAGGCGAGAUUAUGCUAAGUGGGAACUGGGAGGGGUGGUUUCUCGUGUGAUUGCCCAGAAAUGUGUAUGUUAUUUCCGCAGACGUGAUUUUUACCCAUAUGACGCUGUCAGGGACGAGGCCUUUCGUUGGAUGAAUUUUGGAGUGUACUUUGCUCUGUUCAGCCCUUACAGAAAGCUGAUGAACUUCUUGAAGUCGAAAGGCAAAACGCUUUCGGACUUGCACGAGUUGAUUCCUGCUCCCUUUAUUGCCAACUUCAAAGCAGCAGUUGAACGUCGCCGCAGUGAUCUGGAAGCAUCGCCUUGUUGGUAUUCCUACAGCCACGCACUGAAUACUGGGUUCGUUCGUGAAUUUUCAUUACGCAAUUGUCCAGAUAUUGCUUAUUUUGGCAAAGCUCUUAAGGAUCUGUGGAGUGAUGUGAAUGCUACCGUAGGAGAUGUUCCUGGUGUUCAAUUAUCGGAAGAGAUCAAGAAGCAAUUGUGCGAGUACGCGAAAAAUGUCGUUAGGGAAUGGCAAGCUGCAACACCUGUGCGUGCUGAGAGGCAAUCCAGUGUUCAGGGUUCGAUGUCUGUCUGGAGACGUCGCGUUUAA
Molecule: messenger RNA, 1122 nt
Organism: Mesocestoides corti
Lineage: Eukaryota; Metazoa; Platyhelminthes; Cestoda; Cyclophyllidea; Mesocestoididae
Source: the annotation of a GenBank genome assembly